AUGGAUGGGGUUAGAGUAGGGAGAGGGGGACGAGGGCUUCAGCAGGGGCCUGGUGUGCCAGGAUCUUUUCCCGGGGAGAUGAGCAGCGGUGGUGCUGCCAGUGAUGGCACUAGCGCCAGUGCUGCUGGUACCGUUGGUCCUGCAAGUAACAGCAGUGGGAACAGCAGUGGUGUUGGCAUCAGUGGCACUGGUAACACCACAGUCUCCCCCAGCAUCGUCCCUCCUAGCAGUGGUGACGGUGCUACCUCUGGUCCUACCAGUAACAGCAGUGGGAACAGCAGUGGUGGCAGCAUCAGUGGCACCGGUAACACCACAGUCCCCCUCGGCAUCAUCCCUCCAGGCAGUGAAAAUGGAAGUGCUGCUGGUAACCCCACUGCUGCUGGUAACCCCACUGGAGCUGGUAACUUCACUGGGGCUGCUGGCAAUGGCACGGAGGGGGGUGCAGUGCGGUACUUCACGGUGGGGCAGGAGGCGUUCGUGUGGGGGUCUCCUCUCGUCACCUUCUUCCGCCAGCAGGCCACCCGUGCUGCCCUCAACGCCUUCUCCUACGCCAACACCACCGCUGUCGUCGGCACCACCACAGUGGCUCUCCCCAAUGUGGACACGGUGUAUGGAGGAGCCUUCCUCUCCUCCAUCCACCUUUCGCUUCUUUUUUGCAUCACUCUCAUCGUCUCUCCCCCCCUGCCACCCCACCCCACCCAGACGUGGCGCUCCCCAAUGUGGACACGGUACGUGGCACUCCCCAAUGUGGACACGGUGUAUGGAGGGGCCUUCCUCUACCUGCGAGACCAGCCCAUGGUGUUCCAAACCCCCGACAUGGGCCAAGGCCGCUACUACAGCAUCGGGUUCUUCCAAACCUAUGGCCCGGCUUAUAGUGUGAACGGCAGCCGAGCCAACGGGCCAGGCCCCAACACGUUCACUCUAGUCGGGCCCAACUGGGCCGGAGAGCUGCCUGGUGACCUUGCACCUACCGUCAUACGGUCCCCUACGAACGACGCGCUCCUGCUGAUGCGAGUGGUCGUGUCAGAAAACGUGUCCAACGACAUUGCUACAGUGCUCGACCUCUACAGUCAAGUCUCGCUACAGUCACUCUCAGAGGCACUAGGCGGGUCUGCAGUUCCGCCCCUCCCCAAUCCGCCCCUCCCCAGCUCCAACCUUUCCGAGGCUCUCCAGCGCAUGACUCUCAUUGGCGAGGGCCUUCAGCGGGACCCGCCCUUCAACAACAGCGCCAACAACCGCGUCGUGCGCAUGCUCGCCUCUAUCAACGUCACCCAGCAGUAUGGAUUCGACCCCUACAGCGUGACACAGCAGCAGGCAGCAGCGCUGGAGGCAGCGAGGCAGACAACCGACACACUCAUUACAGCAGCGAAUGUGGUCAUUCAGAUCAACGAAUCUCUCAUUCAAAGUGACAACUUCUGGGCAUCGUCUCGCUCCCUCCUCGACCAUGACUUCAACACGGAGUUUCUCUACCGAGCCACGCUCACAGCCCCGGGCGGCAUUGGCGGGCUGCCGCCCACAGAAGUGGUUUACUUCCUCACCUUCCUCGCUGUGGUCACCCCAUCUGUGGCAGCCCAACAACCUUCUGCUACAAAUGCAACCAACACCACCACUCCUCCCACCAUCCCAUCUACCUUUUCUCCCAACGCCACAGCCUCUCCCAACGCUACAGCACCUCCCAACGCCACCACUCCUCCCGGCAUUCCUAUGAAUCCCCCCUCCCCACCGAGCAACAUCACAGCAGCACGCAACGUCACAGCUCCUCCCAUUAACCCCAUCGACCCUCCAGACAGUACCACAGUCCGCAGCAACAGCACUCUGAGCAACAUCCGCGCUGAAAACACCACCACCACAGCUAGCAGCAACACCACAGCUAGCAGCAAUGCUACUGGAACCGAGUCUCCUCCCCAGCCUCCCAGUCUCGCUUCCCCAGCUGCAAACUACUCAACCACCUUGCAACCUCAGCCGCCCUCCAUCUUCCCCUCCUCCAUGCCCUCCCUUCGUCCCCUCCGCCCAUUCACCCCUCUCCAAGGCUCCCGUUGCUUCCGCCUGCGCCUCACCCCUCCCCCGGUCGACUCCUUCUGGUCUGUCACCAUCUAUAACGCUUCUACUCUCAAUCUCCUGGAGGGGGUCAGCAAAUUUGGCGUGGGCGACCGUACUCCGGGCCUGAUUUACAAUCCGGAUGGCACUCUCACCAUCUACAUUCAAUCCACUUCGCCCGGCCAAUCGCUUGAAGCCAACUGGAUCCCUACUGUUAACUCG
This is a messenger RNA of Closterium sp. Naga37s-1, 2259 nucleotides long. The record is from the annotation of a GenBank genome assembly. Lineage: Eukaryota; Viridiplantae; Streptophyta; Zygnematophyceae; Desmidiales; Closteriaceae.